AUGGCAGCGUCCGGGCACGCGGCUGGGCGGAGGGAAGAUGGCGGUGACAGGCUGGUUGGGGAGUCUGCGGGCUGCCGAGAAGACGGCGCUACUGCAAGACGGGAGAAGGAAGGUGCACUAUUUGUUCCCAGAUGGGAAGGAGAUGGCCGAAGAAUAUGAUGAGAAGACGAGUGAACUACUUGUGAGAAAGUGGCGUGUGAAAAGUGCCCUGGGAGCCUUGGGCCAGUGGCAGAUUGAGGUGGGAGAGCCAGCACUCCCAGGAGCAGGGAGCCUGGGGCCUGAACUCAUCAAGGAAAGCAAUGUCAAUCCCAUCUUCAUGCGCAAAGAUACCAAGAUGAGUUUCCAGUGGCGGAUUCGAAAUCUCCCCUACCCUAAGGAUGUCUAUAGUGUCUGUGUGGACCAGAAGGAACGCUGCAUUAUUGUCAGAACAACCAACAAAAAGUACUACAAGAAGUUCUCCAUUCCUGACCUAGACAGAUACCAGCUACCUCUGGAUGAUUCCUCGCUGAGCUUUGCUUAUGCCAACUGCACUCUGAUCAUCUCCUACCAGAAACCAAAGGAGGUCCUGGUGGCUGAGUCAGAACUGCAGAAGGAGCUGAAGAAGGUAAAGACGGCCCACAGCAGUGAUGGGGACUGCAAGACCCAGUAGUAGACUGCUGAGCCUGCACCUCUGGUGUGGAGGGUGGGUGAGGCUCUUCCUGUCAGCCUGUGAGACUUCGAGGCUUAGGCUUUUCCGGUGCAGGGGCAGCCUCUUCUCUUCCAGGAGUUAUCUGGGCUGGGCCUCAGGGCACCUUUAGCCCCUGCAUCAUAGUCUUGUCUCCUAAGUAAAGUCAUUCUGAGUCACUGUCA
Molecule: messenger RNA, 849 nt
Organism: Equus quagga
Lineage: Eukaryota; Metazoa; Chordata; Mammalia; Perissodactyla; Equidae
Gene: DPCD
Product: deleted in primary ciliary dyskinesia homolog (mouse)
Exons: 6
Coding region: 38-649 (203 amino acids)
Source: RefSeq, a predicted model, not a curated record